UAUGAUUGUCAAAUUUUAGUGAAAAGGAACGUCGUAUCGGACUGGUUUUCUCGUAAAUAUCUCUCUUCAAUGACUUGUGUAAAUUCAUUGUUGUUGAAUUUUUAAUGACGGAACUACGGUGGUGAUUGCGCGGAAACGUAGUGCAUAAACGUGUGCGUGAUAGCUCGUGUCGGUCGGAGUAGAAGGACAUACGCUGAUGACACGCUAACUAUAAAGUGAUUAUAAAUCAAAAUGAUUCAAGACGAAGAGUAUGAGCUGCUGGUGACGACCCCAGAGCGUAUAGCGGCUCUGGGGUUCAAGCCGCAGAAGGAGGUUCUGACGAACCAUGUGUUGCCUUAUGCGGGAGAGUUGGAUGAGGAGUCUACACGGUUUCUGCAGCAGGUGAAAACGAACCUGGCGAAGGCUGUGAUGUUGCGAGAGAUGAAACCGGCCUGCGGGGUCUGGUCUUCCAGGCUGAUGAAAUACCUAAGGAUAUAUGGCCUCAAGUUCGGGAAAGAAGACCACAUUGCCCUCAUAAAAUUGGCAUAUGAGUUGGUGCUCAUACCUGACUUGGAGCCCUGCAAAAUACACAAGUUUGCCACCCUAUUCAUCAUGCUUACAAAGAAAAAGCACUUGGUGUCUCCUGAGGAACUGACUCUGCCGUGGCGUCCCCUCUAUGAUGUGGGCAAGAAGAUUUUCGCCAAGAACGCUACUAGCAUUGGCCUUUACCAUUACCUCACGCCUAACCGUAGCACUGGAGGCGGUAUGCUCGAUAUGAUACGCAAAUUCAUAUCAGGCAACGGGCUGGACGACGCUCUAAACAUGUUCGGAAUGGCCCGGCCCGGAGAUGAGCUGCCGACAUCUCUGGAAGGAUCUUACAUGUCCAUGGUGAAAUGCGCAAGACCGUACUUCGAACUAAGCGCCACCAAAGAAAUGCUUGAAGAGUUCCUACCUCAGAUCCACCCGUGGUCCACGGAUACCCACAUGAUGGGUCAAAUGACUGGGUUCCUACCGGUGGGACUGUUCCCUAAAGAUGCCGCACAUGGGCACGAGCUAUGGUUUGAUAAACUCAUGGCUUUAUGGGAUACCUGCUACAAUUCGCCGUGUGGUAUUUCGGACCUAAUGACUCUAUUCUCCGGGCUCGCCAAAAAGAACCCCGGCACAGUGGACUGGAGCCCCUACGUGCCAAAGAUGUUCACCAGGUUCCUCCACGCCCUCAACCUGCCCGUCAACUAUAAGGACAUGCAGUAUUCCAAGAACCAUUCUCUCGACACUAAAGACAUGGCGUCAUGGAUCGUAUGGACCAUCAACCCUGACGGGCUGACGCUGAAACACCUGCGUUGCUUCGUGGGCGCGGUCGAGAGUUACUUGCAUAGCGCCAAUGCAGGUCGCUGGUCGUAUCGUCUUAGAGAUCUGCUUAGGAAGCUCGCUAGGGAGUUUUUAAACAGGGUGCGUCGUGAACGUGAAAAGCGUUACCGAAACAGCUGGGAGAACAAAACGCCAGAAGCAUACAAACUUCGCGACGAAGACAUUACAGAAUUCGUCAACAUCACCCUAGAACCGACCCUCCAAGCCGUCUACAGCCGCUCCGGCUCCUUAGAUAUCUCCAUCGCUUUACAGAACCUCGCUACGCUGAGACCGGCUAUCGUAGUCCCUCCUUUACUUGAGAGGCUAAGGACCUCUCUAACUUCCCUUACAGAACCUCACAGGGUUACCGCAGCCAUGUCAGCGGUGGCUGCCGUUGCAAGACCCAUGCUCCAAGGCGCUCAUGGGGACUAUCCUGAAGGACCUACACAUGUUGUACCUCUGUUACUAGCCGUUCUUCCAGGUUUAGAUCCUAAUGAUAUCAAAAAGACAUUAGUUACCUUGCACUUUAUACUGAUCUUCAGUUGGAUGGUCCCGUAUAUCGACUGUAGCUCAGCCCACGAGCAUUGGCCUGAUUUGACUGAAGAGGAAUUACUAACCUGUGAAUCUACAGCUCAGUUCGAGGAUUUCGUACUAGUGUUCCUUGAUAGAUUGUUCACGAUCAUAGAAUCCAGUGUCAUGGAGCAUGUUCGUUUGGAUACAAAGGAAUCCGACUGCGUUCGUAGUAAAACUGAUGCGGUUAUGGAAACUGCUAUUUCAUCAGCUGCUACCUCUGUAUUGAUGCAAUGCUCGCCUAAGAUCUUCAAGGAAGCUUUGAAGAAGUUUAAGGCAUUUGCGAAUGAGUCUACUUAUGAAACAAACGUUUCUGGUAGUAUGAUUGGAGUGUUAUUAAAAGUUUUCGCUCGUAUCGACUCCGAAUCGACUUUAGCUGCGUUUGUACCCGAUUUAUGCGAAGAGCUAAAUGAAUUACUAUCUACAGAAGAAGCUAUUCGCGAUGAGAACCCUCAAAGAGACUUGUCAUACAGUUUGGUGUUGCUCAUGAACGUUGUAGAAUGCGAUGGCGUGGUCCUACUAAAAUACAUUCCGCAGAUAAUUCCAGUAUUGGAUAAAGCGCUCAAACUUCACGCUAAGUACUCUCUGAUUCGUGCGUGUGAGAUCUUAAGCCACAUGUUUACUUCGUUAUGCUUUGUGGACUUGAAGGAGUGGAGGAGUUCUCCUAAAGACUAUGGGUCGGCGCCGCAGACUUGGUUGCCUAUUAGAGAGUGGGGGAGAGGGUGUUUGCUAAAGGAGGCGGACUUUAAGUGGCACGUGCCGUGCGAGGAGGAGGCGGCGUGUGCGCAGAUGCUGGUCGACAGGUAUCUAAAACCAGAGCUAGCACGUCUACGUCAGUGGCUGUCCGGAGAGAGAGACAUGUGCCGCGAGAGAAGACUGCGUUGUUUCUACGUGAUCAACGCUGUAUUGUCGUGCAGCACCUUCCUACCGCCGCCUGAUGAAGAGCCUGUGACCCUCAUGGAAUCCCUCGUGCCAGCCACCAGCCUUCCAUUCACGAACGGCGUGAAGCACACAGUCACAUUAGACGGUGAAAACCUGCGCGUAGCUCUAACAAGGCUACUGUUGGAGGUCCAAGCGCGCAUGCUGGCUGACAAGACCGAUGAUACGCGCGGGUUGGAGAUGCUUAUACAGGUUUGGGAGCGAACAGUGGUGAUGAAGGGGCUUCGCUCGGGCUCGGGGCUAGAAGCUCGUCUUCGUUCGUACGGGGCGCUGGAGCGCGCGCUGGACGGCCGUGGUGGCGUGGCAGGCGAUGCCCAUGGGGCCGCCAAAUUAAGAACGCUAGUGGCGGACGGCGCCAGACUGCAAGACGAAGCGCGACUGGACCUCGUGUGCGACGCAGGCAUAACGCCAUCCGCACUGCAAGCGCUCAACGCGUUGUAUGAACUGUCUAUCAAUUAUUACAGCUCAGUGCGAAUGCUGGCUCAACUCCGUCUGUCGUGGAUGUUGUCCCACUACCCGUACUCGUACCGCGCGCUGGUGCCGCGCCUGGCCGCGCUGCUCCUGCGAGGCGGCGAGGGCGACGAGUGGCAUGCGAGACACAAAGGCGCUCUGUUCAUAAUGCUGGGCCCGCGCACCGGCCCACUUACGGCUAAGCAGGACUGGGAGGUGGUCAAGACGCUUUGGCCGGCUAUACUGAAAGCGCCGCUCAGUGAGAAACCUAGCAUACUAAGAUUGGAGCAAGCGUUCAGCGAAACCCUCCACCGCCACUUCCCCACAGUCAACACCCGUCUGGUCAUAUCCGAAUCAGCCAUAGAAGCUGCGAAGCAAUUCUUCACCGAAGCUGAACUCUCCGAAGCAAAGCUGGCGGAAUUAUUAGCCAAUGCUGAAGCUAGGGAGCUCGCUCAUUCCGAUAAGAUCGAGACAAUCUACACGGAGUUGAUAGAUGAGUUGGUUGAUGUUGCUGAGACACCGAAUAUCCAAUGGCGCCGUCUCGAGCUAGUCAUGCAAAUGCUGACGUACUGCCCGUCGGUCCAAACCCCGUACACGGCCCGCGCCGUCCGCCUCGCGCUGCACGCCCUGCUGCACGACGACAUCGCCGUGCGGAGAACAGCGCAGAAGUUCACGCACUUCGCGCUGCAGCAGAGAAAGAGGGAGCUUAAGAAGAUUAAGGUGGAUCCGUAUGAGGUGGCCGGGGUCAAGAAACCGGAGAAGUUUGAGCCAGGUUACAGAAAGGACUUAGAAUGGGCUAUGUGGUCCGAAGACAAGAAAGUACCGUCGACGGACGAAGAGUGGGACCGGCCCUGGCUAAGGAACCCUAACUAUGGGUUCUAUUGUUGGCCCGAAGAGCUUGAGGUAGCAGCUCCAGCAUCACAGCAGGUGUUCUCCAGCGACAUCCCCCCAGCAGAGAUGGAGGAGGGCGAGCGUCACAUCCACGAGUUCUUCUCCGAUGACGACAACGUGGAGAAGCUGGUGUCGUUCUUGACGGUGGAGGAAAAGAAGGGCAAGGACAAGUUCAGUGGAGUGCGGUUCUCCAUGUUUAAGUCCCUUUUCGCCCAAUUCGGUCCAGUCAUCACGGAGAAGUUCCUCGUCCACGCGCGGCGCUGCGCCGCCGAUUCACAGGAAGCGCCUCAACGUUUCGCGUCCGAAGUAGCGGCGUCUGCGCUGCGGGCGCCGCGGUACUGGCGCCGGCAGAAUGCCUUGAGUAUCUAUGAUAGUGUGCUUGAAGUAUACAGUGCUGGUCUCACCUCCGUCAUCCCGGAGACCAUGGAGGACUGGGGCACGUCGCUGGCCUCGGGGGUGGUGAAGCUGGAGCCGGCGCGCGGCGGCGGCGUGCUGCGCGCGCUGCUGGCGCUGUGCGCGCCGCCCGCCAGCAGCGCGCAGGACCCCGACCAGCACACGUCCUUCGUGGUGUGCGCGCGGCUGUACGCGCUGCAGGGUGCUCUAGGCUCUCUUCGGUGGCAGACGGCUCUUCUCGGCUUCGAGCUCCUAGCCAGGCUCGAAGCGGCUAACUUUAUGCAACACCCUUACCAAAAUGUUCGAGAGACAGUGGGCAGCUUGCUGAUGACGAUCUUCGACACGGAGCUGGUGUUUACUGGCGGCGCGCCGCGCUUCGCCGCUUUUCUCGCUUCCGUGCGCCCACGACUAGAGCCCCUUUAUGACGAGAAUGGGGAUAUUGUGAUAAAGACAGCAGCGUCCAUGGCACAAAUGGCGGGUGUGAGCCGCGACGAGCGCGCGCGCUCGCCCCAGCCCGAGCGGCGCGCGCCCCGUGUGGACGUGCCCGUCGCCAGCGCCAGGCUCGACCCGGUUGAUGAUACCCAGCAGGAACAUGAGAAUUCCAACGAACCAGGAGAAACGUCAGAGAACGCCAGAGGCGAGCGACUCGAUAAGAAUCUGUCGACACAUCUCGACACGGCGCUGCGACUCGGCGGCGACAGUGUGGCAACUGAUCUACGCGACCACGCACGGGCUAUUAAUUUGCUUACCACAGUCCUCCGCGGCUGCAUGGGCAUGAUAGUCCGCGGCGUGCACGGCGCCAUCAGCACGCAGUACACGCUCGUGGGCACGGCGUGCGCGCUCGCCGCCCGCGGGCCCUCCGUGCCCCACGACGAGCUGGCCCGCGCUGCUGACGGCUUCCUGGCCUCUGUGGCGCUCGCUGCCAACGAUGCUGUGGCGUUCGAACAGGCGCUGCGGACUAUAGAGACUGUAGCUGCUGGGAGAUCAUGGUGGGCGCGUUUGGCCUGCCUGGACUUCGCUCAGCCGCUGCUAUUCUACGGGCUGCCCCUGCUGUGCGACCAGCCGGAGCUGGCCGUGCGCGCAGAGAACUUCACACUGAAGCUCAUGAGGGACCCCCGGCUUGAGGUGCGGCAAGCGGCCGCCAAACUCCUAACGGGCCUGAUGCACUGCGGCGCCCUGCCGGACGAGGAGCGCACUCUCCGCGCCCUCUCCCGCGCGUGCCGCAGCAAGGCGCCGCUCGAGCGCCACGCCGGCGUGCUGGGCCUGUGCGCCUACCUCGCCUCCCGCCCCUACAGGUACAUAUAUAUACUAACGGGCCUGAUGCACUGCGGCGCCCUGCCGGACGAGGAGCGCACUCUCCGCGCCCUCACCCGCGCGUGCCGCAGCAAGGCGCCGCUCGAGCGCCACGCCGGCGUGCUGGGCCUGUGCGCCUACCUCGCCUCCCGCCCCUACAGGUACAUAUAUAUACUAACGGGCCUGAUGCACUGCGGCGCCCUGCCGGACGAGGAGCGCACUCUCCGCGCCCUCACCCGCGCGUGCCGCAGCAAGGCGCCGCUCGAGCGCCACGCCGGCGUGCUGGGCCUGUGCGCCUACCUCGCCUCCCGCCCCUACAGGUACAUAUAUAUACUAACGGGCCUGAUGCACUGCGGCGCCCUGCCGGACGAGGAGCGCACUCUCCGCGCCCUCACCCGCGCGUGCCGCAGCAAGGCGCCGCUCGAGCGCCACGCCGGCGUGCUGGGCCUGUGCGCCUACCUCGCCUCCCGCCCCUACAGGUACAUAUAUAUACUAACGGGCCUGAUGCACUGCGGCGCCCUGCCGGACGAGGAGCGCACUCUCCGCGCCCUCACCCGCGCGUGCCGCAGCAAGGCGCCGCUCGAGCGCCACGCCGGCGUGCUGGGCCUGUGCGCCUACCUCGCCUCCCGCCCCUACAGGUACAUAUAUAUACUAACGGGCCUGAUGCACUGCGGCGCCCUGCCGGACGAGGAGCGCACUCUCCGCGCCCUCACCCGCGCGUGCCGCAGCAAGGCGCCGCUCGAGCGCCACGCCGGCGUGCUGGGCCUGUGCGCCUACCUCGCCUCCCGCCCCUACAGGUACAUAUAUAUACUAACGGGCCUGAUGCACUGCGGCGCCCUGCCGGACGAGGAGCGCACUCUCCGCGCCCUCACCCGCGCGUGCCGCAGCAAGGCGCCGCUCGAGCGCCACGCCGGCGUGCUGGGCCUGUGCGCCUACCUCGCCUCCCGCCCCUACAGGUACAUAUAUAUACUAACGGGCCUGAUGCACUGCGGCGCCCUGCCGGACGAGGAGCGCACUCUCCGCGCCCUCACCCGCGCGUGCCGCAGCAAGGCGCCGCUCGAGCGCCACGCCGGCGUGCUGGGCCUGUGCGCCUACCUCGCCUCCCGCCCCUACAGGUACAUAUAUAUACUAACGGGCCUGAUGCACUGCGGCGCCCUGCCGGACGAGGAGCGCACUCUCCGCGCCCUCACCCGCGCGUGCCGCAGCAAGGCGCCGCUCGAGCGCCACGCCGGCGUGCUGGGCCUGUGCGCCUACCUCGCCUCCCGCCCCUACAGGUACAUAUAUAUACUAACGGGCCUGAUGCACUGCGGCGCCCUGCCGGACGAGGAGCGCACUCUCCGCGCCCUCACCCGCGCGUGCCGCAGCAAGGCGCCGCUCGAGCGCCACGCCGGCGUGCUGGGCCUGUGCGCCUACCUCGCCUCCCGCCCCUACAGGUACAUAUAUAUACUAACGGGCCUGAUGCACUGCGGCGCCCUGCCGGACGAGGAGCGCACUCUCCGCGCCCUCACCCGCGCGUGCCGCAGCAAGGCGCCGCUCGAGCGCCACGCCGGCGUGCUGGGCCUGUGCGCCUACCUCGCCUCCCGCCCCUACAGGUACAUAUAUAUACUAACGGGCCUGAUGCACUGCGGCGCCCUGCCGGACGAGGAGCGCACUCUCCGCGCCCUCACCCGCGCGUGCCGCAGCAAGGCGCCGCUCGAGCGCCACGCCGGCGUGCUGGGCCUGUGCGCCUACCUCGCCUCCCGCCCCUACAGCCUGGGCCCCUCGCUGGGCGCGGUGCUGGCGGAGCUGGCGCGGCACACGUCGGCGCCGGACCCGGUGCCGGCCGCCAUCCGCGCCGCGCUGGCCGACUUCCGCCGCACGCACCAGGACGACUGGCCGCGCCACCGCGACCAGCUCACGCAGGAGGAACUAGACCUGCUAGCCGACCUCACGUCCCCGCCCUCAUACUGCGCCUAGCAUUCGACCGACUCGUGGACCGACGGGUCCAGCCACUCGUCGAACAUUUAUGCGGCCGACGGAGGAUGAAAAUUUCGCACGACUCCCCUAUCAAUAUAGAACAUCAACGUCACGCUCGAAAUGUAACCGACACGUAUGU
Messenger RNA from Cydia pomonella (codling moth), 7957 nucleotides. Its product is annotated as proteasome activator complex subunit 4-like. Lineage: Eukaryota; Metazoa; Arthropoda; Insecta; Lepidoptera; Tortricidae. Bases 232 to 7818 code for a protein of 2528 amino acids. Gene Ontology annotation, biological process: proteasomal ubiquitin-independent protein catabolic process. The transcript has 30 exons. The record is from RefSeq and is a predicted model, not a curated record. Gene Ontology annotation, cellular component: nucleus; cytosol. Gene Ontology annotation, molecular function: peptidase activator activity; proteasome binding.